This is a messenger RNA of Nezara viridula (southern green stink bug), 783 nucleotides long. The record is from the annotation of a GenBank genome assembly. Lineage: Eukaryota; Metazoa; Arthropoda; Insecta; Hemiptera; Pentatomidae.
AUGUCUCGAGGACAAGGCAGAGCUGCUGUCACGCUGUCAGGAAGUCCUGACACCGAACUAAUGGUAGGCGGAGAUUAUAGCUGGCUGUCAUAUACGCUGGGAUUGUCCAAUCCUCCACUGACAUCUGCUUCCAGGCCGACCAAUGGCUUCCCAGAACGCAGAUACCAUCAUACUGCCCAGAUGGCCGAAGGAUUACACGGUCGAUGUCUCAUUUCCAUUGUCUUCCGAUGUCACCUUUUCCGCAUCAUCAUCCCGCAUAACGAACCUGGAGGUUCUGCCGAAAAGAAAAUUAAAUACAGAAACCGAAAGGUGACCAGCUAUGACAGCGCUCCUUUCAUGAGGGCGAGCGAACUGAAGCGAAGAGAGCGCCCGCCAUUACCGGAGGCUCCUCGGAGGAAGAGUACACAAUGCGACAAAGAGCCAAGAGACGGUCAGAAGUGCACCUGGCGUCCUCCGGUUCCCUUGAGAACUGCCGCCUGUAAAAGGAGCAAGUGUAGCGUUACCAUCGCUCCUGCUCUGGAACAGUCCAGGGUAUCCGUCAGCUUAAUGGGUCAUAGUCCCGCUACAGCACGAUCUAUUAGAGCUAUGGAGAGGAUACGUGAAGUGGAAAGGGAAAAGAAGAACACGUACGAUAAAUGUAUCCCUUUCCUAAAAGAGAAAUUCCGUGAGACCUUCGGAGAGAGAGAGUUCACCGUGAGAGGCCUCUGGUUUGGGUCUCGCGGAACUAUCCCAAAAAGAACAAGGAGCUUCCUCGAGGAACUAGGUGUCGACAUUAAGGAAUAG